UCUUCCCUUUAAAAUGCGUUAAAUUUAAUUGCCAAGAGCAAGACUACUGAAACCCUUUUAUUGCUGGUCCUUUCGGUGGAAGAAUGGAACGUAAAGAUAAUCAAUCUCCUCGAGGCCAUAUUGCUGGGAUUUUGGUUGAAUUCUUGGAGGUAGCAAUCACUUCAGUUGUUUUCCUUAAAGGAAUUUAUUCUCCCGGUGCUUUUGAGAGGAGGAGGUAUAUGAAUGUGGUAGUGCAGAGGGCACGGCAUCCUCAGCUAAGAGAUUAUAUCCAUUCUGCGGUUUCUGGACUUCUUCCUUUCAUCGAAAAGGGCCUGGUGGAGAGAGUUGCUGUUAUCUUUUUCAACACUGACAACAUUCCAGUGGAGAGAUUUAUGUUCAAACUAGCAGUUAAUCAAUCUUUUGACUCAAAGGUGGAAGAAAGUGAUCUAGAAUUCUCCCUUAGAUCAUUCUUAGUUAAACUUUCAGUCUCCCAACCCCUUACAAAGGUUCUUCCAUGUGAUUGCAGGUGGGAGAUCACGGCUUACUUCCGUUCCCUUCCUCAGGUUAGUAAUUGCAAGGACACAGAGUUGUGGAUCUCAACUGACACAAAACAGUGGCAACAACCUCCACUAAUAACCCCUAUCAAGUCAAUGAACAGUGAACCUCUGGGUGUGCAGUUGUACUUGGAACAUCCCAGCCCAUCAGAACCAAAAUCUUGAGGGGAGCUCUUACCGCAUUGUGAUUAAUGUGAUGAAACAUACAAACAGAUGUAUUUGAAGGGAUAGA
Theobroma umbraticum is the source of this 765-nucleotide messenger RNA. It is a transcript of the gene REV7, whose product is annotated as DNA-binding HORMA family protein. The record is from RefSeq and is a predicted model, not a curated record. Gene Ontology annotation, cellular component: zeta DNA polymerase complex. NCBI's taxonomy places the organism in Eukaryota, Viridiplantae, Streptophyta, Magnoliopsida, Malvales, Malvaceae.